UUAGAAUCUUCUAUGCUGACAGAUGCCUAUUGGUGGUUAGUUUUUUCGCCAGGAGGUUGCAUUGGAAGGUACAAGUAUACAUGAUAUUGGUAAAACCCGCAAACACCAUAUUUUUUUGAAAAUGAUAGCAUAUAUACUAUGUGGGCAGUAUUUUCUUUACAAAAAUGAGCCUCUUUGUGCUUUACAAGGCCUCCAAAGUUUCAAAAUGGAUUCAGCACCCUCUACAAGAAACUCUUAACGUCAAAAUAAUAAGUUGUCUGAUCUUAUCUGCAACAAGAAUGACAAGCACUGUGUUCAGUUUGGAGCCUGUCCCUAAGCUCGUCUAGACUUAUCCUUAUCUUCAUUGCCUUCUAUUUGCUUGUUAUCUUUGUUCUUGCUAGAACCUGCAUUUGAGAAGCUUGUGUUGUUGUCCCAAGUUAAUGUUUAAGUUUUCUUUCCUUACUGCAGUGCAUCAAAAUUCAACUUGUGGUGCUGCUGAAAAUGUUGAAACUGCUGCAAAACCUAAUGGCAUAAUGCAUGAACCUGUACAUGCUGAUAGACCUAAUGCAUUCAGUAACAACAGCUCAUCUGUUCUCUCUUGCAUACAAACAGCAGUUGAUAUUCCUUCUCAAAGUAGAAAAAUUGAUGUUCCUCCUAAUAUGUUUUUGGGCUAGCCCUCUAACAUGGGGUUGAGACAAACAAUAGAUAGGAGGAUUAUUAAGAAAGAACCUAUGUAUGGUGGGAAUUCUCCGUUUGCCUUUGGUCCUUACGACAGUUACUUGGAGUCACGUUCUGCAAUGGGUGAUGCAUCUGUUUCGUCAUUUAGUAGUGUGGAGUCUAACACACAACCUCUUAAUGAACCUCUUCUGGAUGCUGACACUACUUCAUUUGGAUUUCUUGGGGAGAUGCCUCAAAAUUUUGGUUUCUCAGACUUGACUACUGAUUUCACUAAUAGUUCUGAUAUAUUAGAAAGCUACUCCAGGACUCCCGUUUUAGCAACAGAUACUGGUAGCUUUCUUGAUUCCAAUAGUAGGUGGAUAUUACUAAGAUAA
Molecule: messenger RNA, 1031 nt
Organism: Capsicum annuum
Lineage: Eukaryota; Viridiplantae; Streptophyta; Magnoliopsida; Solanales; Solanaceae
Exons: 2
Coding region: 663-1031 (122 amino acids)
Source: RefSeq, a predicted model, not a curated record